AUGGAUUCGAUGCGCAGCCUCAACAAGUCACUGCCCAAGACAAGACGGCAGCCCGAUGUGCACCAGUCGUUCCGGACCGCGGCGUUGAACGUCACCAACCUAUACAAGUCGGCGCUUGCCGACGUCGACAGGGCGCGCACCGACGGCUACCAAGAAGCUCUCGACGACCUGCUCGCGUUUCUGGACAAGGAGAAGAUGGGCCUGGGCGACGGAGAGGGCUGGCGGAUACGGCAGUGGGCGACGGAGCGGCUGGAUGGAAGCCUGCCCAAGCAGUCGAGCAGCGACAGCGACGAAGAGUACCUCGACAGCAACCGUGCCAGGAGCUCCUCGCCCAUCAUGGACCGCACGCUGGACCCGCCAACGGCUACCGAGCAACGAUGCGACUCGGCGGCUCCCCUUCACAUGGAAGCCUCCACCACAGAGGCUGACAUGUCGCCACUACACCACGUCUUCGAAUUCUCUGCCGCCCAAGCCUUCCCGUCCGAACCACCAAACGAAACCGCCUCGGCCGACAUGUCAGCUGCCGCUCGCCGUGCCUUCUCUGCGCCCCGCCGUCCCUCGAACCGCUCGUCGACCCGGAACCUCCAACGAUCCGCCGCUCAGAACCUCUUCCAGCUAGGCACAGGCGCAGGCCAAAAGAGACGACUGAUGAACGACUUCUUCAACGUCGAUGGCUCCAAUGACCGACGAGACGGCUCGUCAGGCGGCGGACCCAAGCGCGGACGCAUGUCAUAG
Messenger RNA from Alternaria burnsii, 735 nucleotides. RefSeq lists its product as uncharacterized. Lineage: Eukaryota; Fungi; Ascomycota; Dothideomycetes; Pleosporales; Pleosporaceae. The coding region runs from base 1 to 735 and encodes 244 amino acids. The transcript has a single exon. The record is from RefSeq and is a predicted model, not a curated record.